AUGUCUGUAACGCACAAUGAGUGUGUUCAUGGAUGCAACUAUAGCGAAGACGAAAUACAUGUCUUCUUUCUGUGUGAAGUGGCUCGGCAGAUUUGGCUGGCGAGUCCCUGGGGCUUAAGGUGGGAAGCCCUGCGGCUCAAUGACCUCAUGUCCUUCCUCCACUGUCUGUUCAACCCAACAGACUUGAUUCCCAUACAUGAGGAUGAUAAAGAGACAUUCCUCUUCUUUGGCGCCACCAUGCUAGAAUAUUUAUGGAAAAUCAGGAAUACAAGUUACCAUGCAAUAGAGUCUCCAUAUGUGCAAUUAACUCCCGAUUUGAUACGCAAAAAGGUCAAUGAGAUGAUCGACGCAACAAAACGGGAUGCUAGUGCUAGCCACAGUCCGGAGGUGUCCGACAGACACAUCCGUCUUUCUUGGAGAAAACCGACAGCCGGUUUUAUCAAAGUAAAUUCAUAUGCAACGAUGAGAUCCAAUGGUUGCUUCCUAGCCAUAAUUGCCAGGAAUGAAGAAGGAAAAGUCCUGUCAAUACACUCCUUCAAAUCGAAAGUCUCCAUCCCUGAAGUAGCCGAGUUAGAAGCUAUUGCAAAAGCCAUGCACAGAGCCCAGGUUCAUGGGUGGACAAAGAUGAUUUUUGAAACCGAUGCCCAGACAGUCAUUAAAGCACUCCACAUGAAAGAUAGAUCCCUUAUUCAAUGGGCUUCAGAAAGCCUUUUCUCAAAUAUUAUGCUUAAUAUUUCCAGUUUCCAAAUUGUAAAAUUCAGUUGGGCUCCUAGAAUAGCAAACAACUUGGCCCAUAAUGUUAGCAAAUGGUCGGCAACUUAUUAUGUAGUAGGUCCUAUAGACCUAAUUUGGUUGCCUAGUGUGUGUACUGAGACAGUGAUCCAGAAAAGUGCACCUGAGGAAGCUCCCUGGAUCCAACUUUAA
Ziziphus jujuba (common jujube) is the source of this 924-nucleotide messenger RNA. RefSeq lists its product as uncharacterized. Gene Ontology annotation, molecular function: nucleic acid binding; RNA-DNA hybrid ribonuclease activity. The record is from RefSeq and is a predicted model, not a curated record. Lineage: Eukaryota; Viridiplantae; Streptophyta; Magnoliopsida; Rosales; Rhamnaceae. The transcript has a single exon. Bases 1 to 924 code for a protein of 307 amino acids.